Messenger RNA from Saxophila tyrrhenica, 1194 nucleotides. RefSeq lists its product as uncharacterized. The transcript has 2 exons. The coding region runs from base 1 to 1194 and encodes 397 amino acids. NCBI's taxonomy places the organism in Eukaryota, Fungi, Ascomycota, Dothideomycetes, Mycosphaerellales, Extremaceae. Gene Ontology annotation, molecular function: 5-methyltetrahydropteroyltriglutamate-homocysteine S-methyltransferase activity; zinc ion binding. The record is from RefSeq and is a predicted model, not a curated record.
AUGCCCGUGACCAAACUCCCCUUCCACGCCGACCACAUCGGCUCCCUCAUCCGCCCUGCCUCCGUCUCCGAAGCACAAGACCAAGCCGACGCGGGCCAAAUCUCGCGAGACGAGCUCCACAAGACUCAACAAAGCGCCAUCGCCGACGUGGUGAAGAAGCAACAAGCCCACGGCGUCCGCGCCCUCUGCUCCGGCGAGUUCGACCGCAAAUACUACUUCUCGGGCUUCUUCGAGAAGCUCGAAGGCUUCAAAGAAGUCUCGCCCGUGCCAUGGGAGCUCACGCGCCUGAGCGCAGCCCCGAUUGCGGCUUUGAAGAAGGCCGGCAAGCAAUACCCCAUGGCCGCGGUGUGCACGGGCAAGAUCCGGAAUCCGGGUAGCACGUACCUGGAGAACUGGAAGAUGCUGCGCUCGUGUGUGCCGAAGGAGCAGUGGGGCGAGUGCAAGUUCACGAUGCCGCCGCCGUGUUACUUCCACCUGCGCCUGGGGCCGGGCAAGUGCUUUGACAAGAGCGUGUAUGCGACGGACGAGGCGUUCUUCGAGGACCUGGCGAAGGCGUAUCAGCAGGAGAUUCGGGCGUUGUAUGAUGAGGGGUUGCGGAAUCUGCAGAUUGAUGAUCCGACGUUGGCGUAUUUCUGCUCGGACGAUAUGUUGGAGGGGUUGAAGAAGGAUGGGGAGGAUACGGAUCGCAUGUUCGAGUUGUAUUUGAAGGCGCAUAAUGAUUGUAUUGCUGGACGGCCAGAGGAUAUGCACGUGGGGUUGCAUGUGUGUCGAGGCAACUUCUCCAAGUCGAUGCACUUUAGCGAAGGCUCGUACGAAGCGAUCGCUGAGCGCUUCUUCAAGACGCUGAACUACGAUACCUUCUACAUGGAGUACGACAACCCUAGGUCCGGCGGCUUUGACCCUCUUAGAUACCUACCGCAGCACAAGAACGUUGUGCUAGGCGUGGUCACUACAAAGGACCCGCAGCUAGAGGACGCGGAACUGAUGAAGACCCGUGUAAGAGAAGCGGCGGCCAUUAUCGCAAAGGGUCAAGGCCGGACGGAGAAGGAGGCCAUGGAGAACAUCGGCAUCAGUCCGCAGUGCGGCUUCGCCAGUGUUGCUAUCGGCGCGGAAGGCAUGACCGAGGAGAAGAUGUUCACCAAGUUGAAGUUGGUGCAGGAUGUUGCGAAGGAGCUUUGGCCAGACCGACCAUGA